Molecule: messenger RNA, 3250 nt
Organism: Falco peregrinus (peregrine falcon)
Lineage: Eukaryota; Metazoa; Chordata; Aves; Falconiformes; Falconidae
Gene: GABRP
Product: gamma-aminobutyric acid type A receptor subunit pi
Exons: 10
Coding region: 182-1519 (445 amino acids)
Biological process (GO): regulation of membrane potential; monoatomic ion transmembrane transport; signal transduction
Cellular component (GO): membrane; GABA-A receptor complex; neuron projection
Molecular function (GO): neurotransmitter receptor activity; extracellular ligand-gated monoatomic ion channel activity; GABA-A receptor activity
Source: RefSeq, a predicted model, not a curated record
CUAAAGUUUCCAGUUAGCAGCUUGCAAAAAAUGUCAUGCAACCAUGUUUCCCUGUUGUUAACUCCGUUCUCUUCCUUGUGUCGUCUUCAGAUUUUUUCCUGGCCUGCCAAAAUAGAUCUUCACCUUCAAAAAUCAAAAAGAGAGCGGAUGAACAGAGCAAUUACAGGAAUAAUCUCCAGAGAUGUUCUCCAGAUAUUUUUACUUCUUCAGUCUCUGUCUUUUCCUCCCAACACAAAGGAGGUGCUCCCUGGGUCACGUACCUGACUUGCACAGCAGCGACACAACAUCCCUCCCUGGAUUUGAGAACCUCACCAUGGGAUACAACAAAUACCUCCGGCCCUACUUUGGUGGAGAACCUGUUCAAAUUGCAAUGAGUAUGGACAUUGCCAGUAUUUCUAGUAUAUCUGAGAGCAACAUGGAUUACACAGCUACUAUAUAUUUGCGGCAGCGCUGGACAGACCCCCGGCUGGUCUUCCACGGCAACAAGAGCUUCACCCUAGAUGCUCGUCUAGUGGAAUUGCUCUGGGUACCAGACACAUACAUUGUGGAGUCCAAAAGGUCCUUCCUGCACGAUGUUACUGUGGGGAACCGCCUCAUAAGAUUGUUCGCUAAUGGCACUAUCUUGUACGCCCUAAGAAUCACUACCACUGUUGCUUGUAAUAUGGACCUGUCAAAAUAUCCCAUGGACACACAAACAUGCAGACUGCAGCUAGAAAGCUGGGGAUAUGAUGAAAAUGAUGUCAUCUUCACAUGGUUGAGAGGAAACGACUCUGUCCAUGGCAUAGAAAAGUUGCGGCUCUCUCAGUACACGGUGGAACAUUACUAUACCCUGGUCUCCAAGUCACAGCAGGAAACAGGCAGUUACCCACGACUGAUACUGCAGUUUGAGCUCAGAAGAAACGUCCUUUACUUCAUUUUGGAGACCUAUGUGCCCUCCACUCUGCUUGUCAUGUUGUCCUGGGUUUCUUUUUGGAUCACGUUGGAUUCAGUGCCUGCAAGAACCUGCAUUGGAGUAACAACGGUGCUUUCUAUGACAACUCUGAUGAUCGGCUCACGAAGUUCACUUUCAAAAACCAACUGUUUCAUUAAGGCCAUUGAUGUUUACCUCGGCAUCUGCUUCAGCUUCAUCUUUGGUGCCCUUGUGGAAUAUGCAGUGGCUCACUACAGCUCAUCACAAAAGUGUGCAGCUAAAGCACCGCCAAAGGGGCCUACAAAUGAACUCACUAAAGAAAUGGAAGAAGUCAAAUUCACUAACAUCCUCAACAGCUCCAUCACCAGCUACAAACAGAAAAUCAGCUUUACAAGCGUUGAGAUUUCCAGCGAUAAUGUCAACUGCAGUGACUUGACCAUGAAAACUCAUGAGAAAAUCAAAUGUGUCUUGAGAAACAAAAUGCACAGGAUUAUUGGUUAUUUCACAAUUCAGAACCCCAGCAACGUAGACCACUACUCCAAAUUGCUUUUUCCUUUGUUUUUCAUGCUGGUCAAUGUGUUUUAUUGGGCUUAUUACCUAUAUUUUUAGUAGAAAUAAGUCACUUCAUUCUCCUACUUCAGCAGGAGAGAAAUGGUGCCGAUGGGCAUUAAGGUACCUAACCUCAGUGAAUCCAGUGUGGACGAAUGGUCUGUUGUGUUUCCUGAGGCACAGAGCAGAAGAGUGUGUGAGGUACACAAGAUGCGAAGCCUUGGUGCUUCAGCAUUAGCAACGUUGACUCUGGACAACUGCUUGUUCAGCUGAGUGGCUGUGCUGAGCUCUUCUGCUCGAACCUGCUUUUCAUGCCAGCCUCCAGCCCCUCCAGGCCAGGGCUGGCUGUGUAGGACUGCGUGUGGCAGGCCAAUGAGUGCUACACGUGGUAGAAUUAUUUUGUUAGUCUGAAGCAGGCUGGAACCUUCUCAUUUAGAUCUCCAAGAGGAUGUAGGAUUAUAGCUGUUCUUCUUUGCCAGAGAUAACAGGAACAGAGGGACUGGGGUUGCUGUCUCAAUAGCUCCUCUGUUCAAGUGAGAGAACCCGAAGGCAGCAGCGUGCCAUGCGCACAAGAAUGGCUCCCGUGCCCGGUGCUUCCGUGUCCCAGGGGUGGUGCGGUGCCAGGCUGGUGACAGCAGCGCUGGUGGCAUUGGCGCAGUGGUAUGCCUCCUGUCAGACUCAUUGAGGUAAUCCUCACUUGCUGAAGUUAUCCAUCCCUGAGACAGACGGCAGGCUUUUUGUUUGUAGAGCUGCAUUUUUUCAGAGACUUGGGAACAAAAUACAGGCAGCAGAAUUGUUUUGUAACCUAUCUCUUACACUCUUCUCAUUGUACUGCAGUUGAACAGAUUCUACCACCUUCCACAUCUUCCUCAAAAAUUAUUUUUCAUCCCGGAGAGUGCCUCCUUCAGCUUGCACUGCUACAAGCAGCUCUCCUUUCUUGCCAGCCAUAUGCAAGAGUGGCCAGUUUGCGUCCCCUCUUCUAUGUGGCUGUGCAGCUGUGGCAAGUCAGCAGUGCUGCUGGAUGAAAACCCCGUGCGUGGGCUGGGGUACAAUGAUCUAAAUCAGCCUGUCACUCUGUAUUUUAGGCUAAAACAGUGUUAUGUUUCUGCAGAAAUUCAGAUUCUCAGUGGGCUCUGGAAACUGCCAGUCAGCUUUGUUUAUCCCCCAAUCAGCAGGACCAAGAGCAUUGUUUUAAAAAUAAAUGCAGCAUGCACACACAUUUGAGAACCAAAUGCCAUUUGGUACUAUGUAGCUUAAGGCUACUGGAAGUCUUUAUUUCCUGAUUUUAAAAUGAAUGUUUUAUGGAAGAUUCUCCCCUCACCCCCCUGCCUAUUUAGCCUAUGUAACUUUCAUAACUUUGAGGGCAUAAUCCUGCAGUUAUGUCGGCAAAACUGUACCUGCCUGCAGUGGCUGCUGCUCAGAGUAUUGCCUGAAUGAGGCCUCUCAUCGUGUACCUUGUAUUACAGUCUCACACAUGCAGUGUUUGCUUAGUGUAAGAGUCUCUUACUGGGGGUUCCUAUAGGAGGUGGGCAAAACACACCAAACUACAGAUUUUUUUUACUUUAAUAACUUUUUAUUGAACCACUUCACCACGCUAUAUUGUGAAGGUUCUAAACCACCUAUUCAUAAAUCACAGCUUUUACAAAAAGCAGCACAAGAAGACAAAGGGGAACAGACUGACAAUGGCAAGUGAAUAAACACAAACUCCAAUAAUGAAAUGUUGGCUUGUAUAUACUGGCAUUUAAAGUCCAUUCCAUAAAAUGUAAUAAAGUGAAUGUUUGUGAUAUGAAC